Molecule: messenger RNA, 1736 nt
Organism: Xenia sp. Carnegie-2017
Lineage: Eukaryota; Metazoa; Cnidaria; Anthozoa; Malacalcyonacea; Xeniidae
Product: protein YIPF4-like
Exons: 9
Coding region: 77-895 (272 amino acids)
Biological process (GO): vesicle fusion with Golgi apparatus; endoplasmic reticulum to Golgi vesicle-mediated transport
Cellular component (GO): trans-Golgi network; membrane
Source: RefSeq, a predicted model, not a curated record
AAAAAUUUACAAUUUGAAAAAUUAAUACAAAACGUGUUGUUGAGAAAGGUCAGUGAGCUCGGUCUAUGAUGCGUAGAUGACGUGUAAACCAAAAACAAAUAUGGCUAGUGGCAAACAAGAAGGAACGUCAGUUCAAUUGUAUUCAGUGUCGUCUGAACCCAAUAAUAUUGACUCUUUAAAUUCAAAUAGACCACUAGAAGAUGAGUUUAUGUUUCGAUCGUCCUCUCCCGACUCCAAUGUUGAUUAUUCAGGAAAUAUGGCUCCGCCAAGUGGCGUCAAAGUUGACGAUUCAAAUGCGUACAACUUAGGUCAAAUUUUUAACAAAAAGAGGUUUGCCUGGCUUUUGGAAGUGGAUGACACUGGUGACGAUCUUGAUAUGGAAAAACCUUUGCUCGAAGAACUUGACAUUGAUGUUGAUGAUAUUUAUUACAAAGUUCGAUGUGUUCUUUUCCCUCUACCUUCCCUUGGCUUCAAGAAAGAUGUUUUGAGGGAAAAUCCUGAUUUUUGGGGACCUUUGUUUGUUGUACUAUUAUAUGCAUUGUUGGCUUUGUAUGGUCAGUUUAGGGUUGUAUCUUGGAUAAUUACAAUUUGGGUGUUUGGGUCGUUGCUUAUUUUUCUCUUGGCCAGGGUACUUGGAGGCGAGGUUACUUUUUCACAAUGUCUUGGAGUUCUUGGUUAUUCUGUUUUACCAUUAAUAGUGACAUCAUUAGCAUUGAUUGUUCUCCAUGGUAUUCCCAUACUCAAUACUGCAAUCAAGUUUCUUGGCGUCAUUUGGGCAUCUUAUAGUGCUGGUUCAUUGUUGGUACAAGAAGAACUGAAAAAUAAAAAACCUCUUUUGUUAUAUCCAAUAUUUCUUCUGUAUAUUUAUUUUUUUUCUUUAUAUACUGGAGUAUGAAUGUGCUGCUGCACACCAAGAUGAUUCUUUGCAUAUUUUGUUGAGACAAGUUAUGCUAAUGAAGAUGGAAGAGAUGAUACAAAUUUCAAGCUCCUUCCAUUAUGAACAAGACCAUAUUUGAUAAAAUAUAUAUGUACACAAUAAUAUAAUGUAGAAUUGUAAUUGUAUAUCACAUAUAAAUCGUACGGUAUUUUCUGAGCGAUGUUUAUAAUGUAAAUUAUGUAAUGUAAAAAGAAUUUUAAAUAGUUAUUAAAUCCUACUUACCUGCGAAUGGGCAAACACAGAUUGAUUUUUGAAUAUUUUUUAUUUACAGUACGUAAAAGACGAUUGAAAGAUUUUAGAGUCAUGUCUAUAAAUUCAGGCCAGUUUUUCAAUGACUUUGGCUCAUCUUUUCAUACAGUCCCACAUUCUCCAUUUAUUCUAAAAGCAGUUGUUUCAUCUCCUGUCGCUAUUGUGCCAGAGUUAGAAGCCAACCAAACCAAAGCAGUUCAAAGUACAAAGUGCAUUGUACGACAUUCAAAAUUAGUUAAGAUUUCCGAAACUUCUUCACCAGCCACACCUUGCAGAGUACCAUCGUUAUCUCCAAAAAAUACAAAAAAUACCCCUCAACUGUCUAUUGAGCAACAAGUUCCUAGCCUUACUCCAAAACUUGGAAAAAAUACUUCACAAAAUGUCACACCCUUCAAUCUUUUUGCUGAUGAUGGUGAUAUAUUUGUCUGAAGUCUGUCCAUGCUAAUGGUGUGUGGACAAACCGUUCAUUUUUGAAAUGUGUUAUUCUUCUAUAUUUGCCAGUUGUAUGUUGUGUUCAUUGUAAAUGCAAAAAUAUAUAUUUUACUGCACA